UGUGAAGGAGAAGAAGGGGAUCCUACAGGAGAAUCUACAAUCUACCUCUGUCUGUGCAACAAGAAAAGGGAAAAAAAAGCCCCGGACUCCGGCUCUCCUGCCUCCCUAUCACGCGCCGCAAGUAGCGGGUCUUCGGGCCGGACAGCCGCACGCAGCAUGCACGCGUGCUGGAGCGUCUCUUUCUCUUUUUGAUUCUUUUUAAAAAAAAAAAAAAAUCGCAAAACAAGAAAGCGGAGCCGCGUCUUGUCAGCGCUCCCACACGGCGGAGAUCUCUCUCAAAUCACGGCUCUGACUGUAGAGAGAAAGGAAAACGGGGUGUUUCCUGAGAUUAACUCUAAAAAAGAGCACUUUUUUGUCGCGCUCUCUGCGGGACUUGGAAGGGGUUUUUUUUUCGGCGAACGUGACGCCACGCAUGCCUCAGCCAUCGAGUCAGCAGCGCCACAAAUCACCCUCAAGUCCGCUGAAAGGUCGCCCCGAACGGGCCGCUCCCGCAUGCAAGUCUGCGUCUCUUUAUUUCCCAAACAGCCGCACUUUGAUCUGCGGGAAUAUGCGUGUUGCUUCCCGAUGUGGGAUUUGAUUGAGGGGAGGCGCUGAGAGGAAAACUUGACUUGUGGCCUCGAGUCGGGUGGCGGAGCCAGGCGAGGCGGAGAGGCUAGCCGAGCUAACGCUGACGCGAGCCCCCCCCCCCCCCUGCUCGGAUAAUAAGUCUAGCUUAUGUGCUAUUUCCCCCCCCCCAGCAACUCGGACAAACUAAACUUUAAUUUAAAGAAGAGGUCGGAAACCACCAGGAGGGCAGCGAUGGCCCGUGCUGGCGCUUGUUAAGUGCUGUUUUCCAUGCGGUGGCUAACUUUAGCCGCAGCAGCGCUAGCUUGUGUUUGAGUGAACACGUUGGACUCGUUCCUCCGCCCAUCUUCCGGGAUGUCUUUUGUUUAUUUUUGUUUACCUGUGGGCCCACGCCGCAAAACAAAACCAGUUUCCUGAAGCUUUUCCGUCCCCACUUUGAACUGAGCACCGAGCCGAGGAUAUACCCCCCGCGUGUGACCGGAGAGCCGCUGGGUGUCUCGCCCCGAUUCAGCGAUGUGGCUCCGGACUUUGUGUUUGGCUGCGGCCGCUCUCUGCUGUGCGCUGAGCUGUCAUCCGGCGAGCGGAGAAGUCUGUCCCAGCAAAGACAUCCGCAACAAUGUGACCAACCUGCAGACCUUGGAGAACUGCACUGUGAUCGAAGGCCACCUGAAGAUCCUCCUCAUGUUCCGGACCAAGCCCGAGGAUUUCCGCGGCCUCAGUUUCCCCAAGCUGAUGGUGGUCACCGACUACCUGCUCCUCUUCCGCGUCUAUGGCCUGGGGAGCCUCAGCGACCUGUUCCCCAACCUGACCGUCAUCCGGGGCACCCAUCUGUUUUUCAACUACGCCCUGGUGGUGUUCGAGAUGCUCCACCUGCGAGAGAUCGGCCUCCACAGCUUGAUGAACAUCACCAGAGGGGCGGUGCGGAUCGAGAAGAACCCCGAGCUCUGCUACCUCUCCACGCUGGACUGGUCCAAGAUCCUGGACUCGGUGGAGGACAACUACAUCUUGGACAACAAGGAGGACCGAGAGUGCGGAGACGUUUGCCCCGGCGCCGCCGUCGGCAAGACCACCUGCCAGACGACCACCAUCAACGGGCACUUCAGCGAGCGCUGCUGGACGCAAAACCACUGCCAGAGAAUGUGCCCGGUCCAGUGCAAACACCGCGCCUGCACCAAGGACGACCAGUGCUGCCACGACCAGUGUCUGGGCGGCUGCCUGAAGCCCCACUCGGCCGAUCACUGCGUGGCCUGCCGCGGCCUCCAGCACGAGGCGUCGUGCGUGGAGCGCUGCCCGAAGGACCACUUCAUCUUCAAGGGCUGGCGCUGCGUCUCCUUCGCCUUCUGCCAGGAUCUGCACAACAGAUGCAAGCGGGAGAAGGAGCGCAGCAAGAGCCCCGACUGCCACGAGUACGUCAUCCACAACGGCACCUGCAUCCCCGAGUGUCCCUCCGGCUACACCACCGUCAGCGCCACCUCCCUGAGCUGCGCUCCCUGCGAGGGACUCUGUCCUAAAGUGUGCAUGGGCCACAACUUAGUGGACUCCGUCACCGCCGCUCAGGCCUUAAGAGGCUGCACCAUCCUCAACGGGAGCCUGGUCAUCAACCUGCGCGGAGGAAACAACAUUGCAGCUGAACUGGAGGCCAGCCUGGGUCAGCUGGAGGAGAUCACCGGCUACCUGACAGUGCGACGCUCCUACGCCCUCGUGUCCCUCUCCUUUUUCCGCAAGCUGCGCGUGAUUGGCGGAGAGGAGCAGGAAAUCGGGAACUACUCCUUCUACGCCCUGGAUAACCAGAAUCUGCGGCAGCUCUGGGACUGGUCCAAACACAAGCUGAGCAUCCUGCGGGGACGCAUGUUUUUCCACUACAACUCCAAGCUCUGCAUGUCCGAGAUCCGCAAGAUGGAGGAGGUGACGGGAACCAAGGAGAGGCAGGCCAAGAACGACAUCGCCUCCAAGACCAAUGGGGACCAGGCCUCAUGUGAGAACCACGUGUUGAAGUUCACACAGAUUCGAACGAUGAGCGAUAAGAUCAUGGUGAAGUGGGAACCGUUCUGGCCUCCUGACUUCAGGGACCUGCUGGGCUUCAUGGUGCUCUACAAGGAAGCACCCUAUCAGAACGUCACAGAGUUUGAUGGGCAGGACGCCUGCGGAUCCAACAGCUGGGUGAUCGCCGAUGUGGAGCCGCCGCGUCGAGCCACGGAGGGGGACAAGGAGCAGUUUGAACCGGGUCACCUCAUCCUGCCCCUGAAGCCCUGGACACAGUACGCCAUCAUGGUGAAAACCCAGCUGUCGGCGUCUGAUGAGCACCAAAUCCAUGGGGCCAAGAGCGAGAUCAUCUACGUUCGAACCAACGCCACAAAGCCCUCGGUGCCUCUGGACCCCAUCUCCUCCUCCAACUCCUCCUCCCAGAUCAUCCUCAAGUGGAAGCCCCCCAACGACCCCAACGGCAACAUCACCCACUACCUGGUCUUCUGUCAGAGCCAGCCCGAAGCCAGCGAGCUCUCCAAGUUCGACUACUGCCAGAAGGGGAUGAAGCUGCCGUCUCGGGCUCCCACUCAGGUGGACAGCGACGAGGAGCAGAAGUGGAACCAGACGGAGGAGCAGGGUCCCGGGACGCGCUGCUGCGCCUGCCCCAAAACCGACAAGGAGCUCAAGAAGGAGAAGGAGGACUCCGAGUAUCGCAAGACCUUCGAGAAUUACCUGCACAACGAAGUCUUUGAGAUCAAACACUCCAGACAGCGGCGCUCCGUGAUGGGCGUGGCCAACCGGACCCUCCCCGUCCUCGCCACGGCUCCCAGCCUGCCCGAGGGGCAGGGCGCCACGUACGACGAGGGCGACGGCUUCGAGAGCAAGACGGUGGUCACCGUCCACGCCAAGGAGUCCACGGUCAUCUCCAACCUGCGCCACUUCACCAGCUACCGGAUCGAGAUCCACGCCUGCAACCACCCGGUCGACCCGGCCCGCUGCAGCCUGGCGGCGUACGUCAGCGCGCGCACGAUGCCCGAAGACAAAGCUGACGACAUCUUGGGUCCCAUCAACUGCGAGGUGACCAAAGACACGGUGCACAUCACCUGGCAGGAGCCGGCCUCCCCCAACGGGAUGAUCAUCCUGUACGAGGUCAACUACAAGAGGCUGGGAGACACUGAGGAGCUGCACUACUGCGUGUCCAGGAACAUGUACAACAUCACCCGCGGCUGCAAGCUGAAGGUGAUGCAUCCUGGGAACUACACGGUGAGGAUCAGGGCCACCUCGCUGGCCGGGAACGGAUCUUGGACUGAGCCCACGUAUUUCCACAUCGAGGACGGCAUCGAUCCUCUUCACGUCUUCAAGAUCAUCAUUGGGCCCGUCAUCUGCUUCGUGCUGCUGCUGUGUGUGGCCGUGGCGGGAUUCGUCAUGUUCAAGAAGAAUCAAACUCAAGGGCCCAGCGGUCCAAUCUACGCUUCUUCCAACCCUGAAUAUCUCAGUGCUAAUGACGUGUACGAGGAGGACGAGUGGGAGGUGGCCCGGGAGAAGAUCGCCAUCCUGCGGGAGCUGGGCCAGGGCUCCUUCGGCAUGGUCUACGAGGGCAUCGCCAAGGACAUCAUCAAGGGCGAGGGGGAGACGCGCGUGGCGGUGAAGACGGUGAACGAGUCGGCCAGCCUGCGAGAGAGGAUCGAGUUCCUGAACGAGGCCUCGGUCAUGAAGGCCUUCAGUUGUCACCACGUGGUGCGCCUGCUGGGCGUCGUGUCCAAAGGCCAGCCCACGCUGGUGGUGAUGGAGCUGAUGACUCACGGUGACCUGAAGAGCUACCUGCGCUCGCUGCGGCCCGACGCCGAGAAUAACCCGGGCCGCCCGCCUCCCACCCUGAAGGAGAUGAUCCAAAUGGCGGCGGAGAUCGCAGACGGCAUGGCGUACCUCAACGCCAAGAAGUUCGUGCACCGAGACCUGGCAGCCAGGAACUGCAUGGUCGCUCACGACUUCACCGUGAAAAUAGGAGACUUCGGUAUGACUCGAGACAUUUACGAGACGGACUACUACAGGAAGGGAGGGAAGGGCCUGCUGCCCGUCAGGUGGAUGGCCCCCGAGUCUCUGAAGGACGGAGUCUUCACCGCUCAUUCAGACUGCUGGUCGUUCGGGGUGGUGCUGUGGGAGAUCAGCACGCUGGCCGAGCAGCCGUACCAGGGCCUGUCCAACGAGCAGGUCCUCAAGUUCGUCAUGGACGGACAUUACCUGGACCGGCCGGACAACUGCGCAGACAGACUGCACAACCUGAUGCAGAUGUGCUGGCAGUACAACCCCAAGAUGCGGCCCACCUUCCAGGAGAUCAUCGAGAUGCUGCGGGAGGACCUGCACCCGUCCUUCCAGGAGCUCUCCUUCUUCUACAGCGAGGAGAACAAGCCGCCGGAGAGCGAGGACUUCGACCUGGACAUGGAGAACAUGGAGAGCAUCCCGCUGGACCCGUCGUCGUACUCGCAGCGGGACCAGUGUUUGGACAGGGACGAGGCCUCCUCCAUGGGCCUGAGGGGCAGCUACGAGGAGCACCACAUCCCCUUCACGCACAUGAACGGGGGCAAGACCAACGGACGGAUACUGGCCCUGCCGCGCUCCAGCCCCUCAUAACACACUGUGCCCAAAAAAAAAACAAAAAACAAAAAAACACAGUGACGCCAUAGAUUUGAAUAUAUUUUUGUUUUCUGUUUUUGUCAUCGUUUUAUAUAUAGAUCCCACUUUUUAUCACGCCCUCCUUGGAAAAGGACCCCCGCUCCCCUCAGUGCAUAUCUCAGGACUUUAUUUUUCUCUCUCCUCACAUGCCACAAACACUACAGCGAGUCCUGACUCCGACCUCAGAAGACACUUUUUGUAUUUAAGGAUGACGUCUCUCUCCUUCAUGAUUGUAGUUUAUAUACUGUACAUAUGUUGCCAAGUUUGUGAUAGACUGGGCGGAAAAUGGAUUCAACUGUGAAACAAACUCUUGACAAACAAGAAGGCUGCUAUGAAACCCCUCAGACACACACACACACACACACACAUACACACACACUGUCCCUCCACCAGUCCAGACUGUGUCCCCCCUCCUCACCCUCCCCCUCAGAGUUCAUCGCCGGGUCGAAGUGUGUCGGGAAUAAAUAAAAAGUGCCCUUCUCUGUCCGUCUGUGGCCUGCGUCGCUCGCCACGAACUCGAAAGGCUUCGGGGAAACUCUCCGCUCUCUCCCUCCAACAAACUCUGAUCCACUGGAGAAGCUGGUUGAAGUGGCUUACCUCCUCUCUCUCUCUCUCUCUCACACACACACACACACACACACACACACACACACACACACUCUGCAGUAUUCCAAGACGGCACACAGGAUACACACAGACACACUUUUGUCGGGUUAUAUAUUUUUUUAAUUUAUUUACCAGUCUCUCUCUCUCUCUCUCUCUCUCUCUCUCUCUCUCUCUCUCUCUCUCUCUCUCUCUCUCUCUCUCUCUCUCUCUCUCUCUCUCUCUCUCUCUCUCUCUGUUUUUGAGUUUUCACACUUACAGCUGAAGGAUAUUUAAACUGUUUUCAAACACAAGUUGGCGAACGAGUUCCUCAGAUUGACCAAUAGCUGCUUUGUUGGUAUAUUUUAGUGGGUAUAGAAGAUUAAAAAACAAAAAAAAAACAACCCAAAUAUAUAUAUAAAUAUUAUAUUGAUGUUUUUGUACAUAGCUGAUCUGUUGUCAUU
This is a messenger RNA of Salarias fasciatus (jewelled blenny), 6248 nucleotides long. It is a transcript of the gene insra, whose product is annotated as insulin receptor a. Gene Ontology annotation, molecular function: ATP binding; insulin receptor activity; phosphatidylinositol 3-kinase binding. The record is from RefSeq and is a predicted model, not a curated record. NCBI's taxonomy places the organism in Eukaryota, Metazoa, Chordata, Actinopteri, Blenniiformes, Blenniidae. The transcript is spliced from 21 exons. Bases 1078 to 5160 code for a protein of 1360 amino acids. Gene Ontology annotation, biological process: positive regulation of MAPK cascade; glucose homeostasis; positive regulation of phosphatidylinositol 3-kinase/protein kinase B signal transduction. Gene Ontology annotation, cellular component: plasma membrane; insulin receptor complex; axon.